CCAUCUUGUAUCUAUUUAUAUUUGAUGUCUGUGCUUUCGGUAAAUAGUAACACUAUAGCAGUUGCUCAAAGUAGCUCAGCGUGUCCAGUGAUAUGGCAGACUUGUCAUUGUAUUUAACUAAUAUGAAUGUUUCGUUGGGACGAAAUAUGGAAGGUAACAAGAGUGUAGAAGAUGUGGAAGACUUCGAGAGAGUGGAGAUGGGCAACACUGGCGAGAGGCAGGGGAGGGUUAAGCUUCCCCGGAGGACCAUCUACUUUGCCAGUGGCGAAACAAUGGAAGAGUACAGUACUGAUGACGAGGAAGAGGAACCUGUCAAAAAGGAGGUGGUGACUGCCGAUACGUCGAAACUGACCUGGGGACCGUACUUCUGGUUCCACAUGUGGCGAAUGGCAACGUCAACUAUUUCAGUGUGUGACUACAUGGGAGAGAGACUUGCCUCUCUUUUUGGGAUCACUGCUCCUAAAUACCAGUACGCCAUUGAUGAGUACUACCGUAUUAAGAAAGAGCAGGAGGAAGAAGAGGAGGAGAACCGUCUGGCCGAUGAGGCAGAGCGUCAAUUUGCAGAGGAGCAGAGGAGCGAAAGGAAGGAUGCUGCCCCAUCUAGCGUGGAGCAGCCUGGAGCAUUAGGAGCUUCCUUUGUUAAUGUUUCCUUUGACCACAAGCCCGAAGAACCUCUCAGCACUUCCGACAACAACAGAGCGCCGUGUCCUCUCCCUUCAUGACAACACAAAACCUCUCACUUGCAACUCGGAUGAAUGCUAAUCGACUUUCUUGUAACAAUUAAUAUCCUUAUUUUUUUAUGCUUGCAUUUUGUUAAAAGAGGGCUCCGUGAACAGCGUAGGGAAAAAAGACGAGGUCAUGUUACUGCAUUUGUAGCAGUGAUUUGUCUAGAGCAGGUCUUGUUUGUUUUAAAAACCAAUCGUGUUUUGACAAGGACACCGCAGGUUUAUUUAACACUAUCCGAGGCGGUAGCAUAAACGCAGAGUUGCACUCCAUUUCACAACUCCUAGUGCCUAUAUGCUCUCUAUGCAUCUUGACGAUAUGAUGUCAUCCUAACUCCGCAGGAUUUCACUUUUAUCAUCAGGUUUUCAUUUCAAAAUAAUAAAACAAAUUAUUUAAUGGUU
This is a messenger RNA of Syngnathus typhle (broad-nosed pipefish), 1124 nucleotides long. It is a transcript of the gene fam177a1a, whose product is annotated as family with sequence similarity 177 member A1. The record is from RefSeq and is a predicted model, not a curated record. Lineage: Eukaryota; Metazoa; Chordata; Actinopteri; Syngnathiformes; Syngnathidae. The coding region runs from base 93 to 722 and encodes 209 amino acids. The transcript has 5 exons.